UUAAUACCUGAGCAGCAGCAGCAGCAGCAGCAGCAAGAACAGCAGGACAGCAGCAAUGUCAAUCAUGACGACGAACAGGGCAGCACAGCAAAAACGCCACGGACAGCCAACCAAAGCCGACGCAGCCGCAAAGCACCCCACGAACUGCUAACAGAAGCCGAGAAGAAAGCCAACCACAUUGCAUCCGAGCAAAAGCGACGUCAAAAUAUCAGGCUCGGUUUCGACCAAUUGAUCGAAAUUGUUCCUUCGUUAAACCACGGCAAUCGGAGCGAGGCGCUCAUCUUGCAAAAAUCUAUUGAUCACAUACGCAGCUUAGUAUCUGUCAAGAACGAUCUCAAGAGCCAGGUGCGCGAUCUGGAAAUGUUGCUAGGU
Molecule: messenger RNA, 372 nt
Organism: Zychaea mexicana
Lineage: Eukaryota; Fungi; Mucoromycota; Mucoromycetes; Mucorales; Lichtheimiaceae
Exons: 2
Biological process (GO): regulation of transcription by RNA polymerase II
Molecular function (GO): RNA polymerase II cis-regulatory region sequence-specific DNA binding; DNA-binding transcription factor activity, RNA polymerase II-specific; protein dimerization activity
Source: RefSeq, a predicted model, not a curated record